Ornithodoros turicata is the source of this 1179-nucleotide messenger RNA. RefSeq lists its product as uncharacterized. The record is from RefSeq and is a predicted model, not a curated record. The transcript has a single exon. Bases 1 to 1179 code for a protein of 392 amino acids. NCBI's taxonomy places the organism in Eukaryota, Metazoa, Arthropoda, Arachnida, Ixodida, Argasidae.
AUGCCUCACCGAGCCGUUGUUCGACCGGAUUCAAAGUCCACGAGCGUGAGAGUACUGUUCGACGCGUCUUCUCAUGCGCCUGGGGAACUGUCGUUCAAUGACUGUUUGGAAAGGGGACCUAAACUGAACACGGACCUGGUCCCCAUCCUAUUGCGUUUCCACAUGUACAACGUGGCAGUCAUAGCCGGCAUUAAGAAGGCCUUCCUCCAGGUUUCUGUCAACCAGCAGGACCGUAACGCUCUGCGCUUCCUCUGGUUCUCGCGCUCUCCAGAAGGAGGUCAGCCACUCCCUGAUGUUGAAGAAUGGAGGAUGACCAGGGUGCCAUUCGGCACCAAAGCAUGUCCGUUCCUGCUAGGAGCUACUCUCCAUCACCAUCUCAGCAGCAUCCAGGGACCGCACCAGGAGAUCGCCAAAACAAUUGCCAGCGCAUUCUACGUGGACGAUCUUCUCACCGGCGCAUCUACACCUGAGGAGGCGAGGAGCAUCGUCGACGCGACGAGCAGGACAAUGAGCGCAGCUGGAAUGAAACUGAAAAAAUGGGCAUCGAACUCGACUGACCUGCAAAACUACUUCGAUGACCAGUUUUCGGAGAUGCCACAAACACAUCGAGCGAUGACGGCUGAAGAGGUGACAAGAGUUCUUGGUAUCACUUGGGACAGAAAAAGCGACACUUUGACGUUCACGGGUAACAACAUCCUGGACGCUCUGCACCCGUCACACAACACCAAACGCUUCGUGCUGCAGGCUGCUUCGAGGGUGUUCGAUCCACUAGGGCUCAUCGCGCCGUUUACAAUAAGAGCAAAACUACUGUUACAGCGACUCUGGGAGAUAAGCAUCAACUGGGAUGAACAACUACCGGUUGACCUACGUCAAGAAUGGUGCGCCUGGCGUUCGGAGCUGCUUGAUCUGCUCAGUAUCUCGAUCGACAGUCGCUUACAACGAGAUCUGGAUGGCGCGAACACUCUACAGCUACACGUAUUCGCAGACUCCAGCCCACUAGCCUAUGGAGCAUCCGCCUACCUGCGUGUCGAGGACAGUGCUGGCAAUACACAGGUCAACCUACUUUUCGCCAAGACCCGAGUGGCUCCUCUGAAGAAAUUGACACUCCCAAGACUAGAGCUACUGGGCGCACUUAUCGCUGCCAGAAGAGCAGAUUUUCUUAAAAAGACCGAAAAGUGA